CCGAUCAGCGAUCCGAUUAGUUAUCGUAAACACCCAGGUUUCUCUCUGAUGCAGUUUUCUCUCUAUUAUACUGUGCCUCCUGAAUUCCCUAUACUGCGUACGCAGACGCACUCUGAUUGCUCCUGGGAGUCGAUUGUGCAUCUUGAAAUGAGGUGAAAAUUACAAAAGUGAGGAAAUUCACUAGCGUAUCUACGAUUUCAUUUGUGGAAAUCUAGUAAAAUCUGUUCACUUUUAUAAUUUUCACCUCGUUUCAAGUACACAAUCGACUCCCUGGAGUAUAUAUAACCUAAUUGCACCUAAUUGUAAAUUGACGUGCGAAUGAGAAAAUCGCAGCAGAUCGCAACUCGCAACGAUAACGCGUCGAAGAGAGAUAAGCAAAGGUAAAUUUUGCUGUCGACGUAUUAUCUCGAUAAUAUAAGAUUUCGAUCGUCUGCGAGAAAUAUGCGUCGGAUCUGCAUACUGUUUUGAAGCACAUUAUUUUGUCUUUUCUUGUGCUCUUACAAAACUUUUUAUCGGCAAUACAAAGUACAGAGCAACGUGUUGCUCAUCGUUCGCAGUGUCAUUCCAGACGUUUCAAAACGCAAUGUUACAUGUGACCUCCUAAAAAGGCGAAAUAUGGACUGGGAAGGCAGGACAUUGUAAGGAUUCCGUACAGAUUUCGACGCGAGAGCGAGUGAAGAGGAGAACGUGUGCCAAUAAUACAAGACAACGCGACGUGUAACGUAGGAAAAGAUGUUUCUACAACAGUGGAUGCAUAUACGACACAACAUCGACAUACCAUGGAAGACCUUUGUCAGGAAGUCACCUAGUAUACAGGACAAAUCUCCAGAGAGGUGCAUUCAUCAGUUGGCUUUCCAGGGAAACGAAGCAAAGGCUGCCUACGAAGAAAUUGUUCACCAAAUUAGUAAUAGCAAUACUCCACCGGCAAGACUGAGGCAUUUAAGAUCAAGAAUCACUGGUAGCCAAGGUAACUCGGGCACGAAUUCUGCUUCUAUUGUACAAUCAAAGAUGAUUACACUUUCUGACGACAUUCUGGCAAAAGUCACGGUCAACACGUUAUUAAAAGCAGUGGAGCAAAAGGACUUGAAAUUCUUGCAAAAACAUAUGACGACAGAAAAUGUGAAUGUGUCAGAUGACUUUGGUUGGACUCCAUUAAUGUCCGCCGCUUAUUGCGGUCAUUUGGAGAUUGUGCAAUUCUUGUUGAAUCUCGGGGCUAACAAAAGAACUAGGGAUAAAUCUGGUCUCACCGCAGCCCAGUUAGCUUUAAAAAGAAAUUAUUUGAGUAUAGUCGCCUUGCUGAAGAAGAAGUCUGACACGAUAAGCGGUAUCGAUCAGUUGUCCGCAAAUAUAAAUCCAAAUGUAAAUAAUAUAAAUGCUUUAUCAGCGAGAUCAAUGCCUAUAGAAUCUUCGAUGGAGCACAAUAAAGACAUUGUUAUAGAAGAGAAGACACGACUCAAGCAGAAUGCGGCGUUUUACUGUGAAAUCUGUAAGACAACUUUUCAAGAAACGACGCUGCAAAAACACGAAAGUUCUACCCUACACAUCUUCAACACAAAGCCGAAACUGAAAAACGCAAUGUAUGGAAUAUCGAGACAAAAUAAAGGAUACAGAAUGCUUUUGAAUACAGGAUGGGAUGAAGAGGCUGGUCUCGGUCCUUCUGGGAAAGGAAUAAAAUAUCCAAUCAAAACGUGUUUGAAAAUGGAUCGCAAAGGAUUGGGACAGUUGCCUGAAAAUGAAUAUAAGAUUACUCAUUUUAAAUCGGGCGAUACAACUGCCGUUAACAACUCUAAAGUACCUAAGCAGAAACCUUUGAAAAAAAGAGACAGGGAAAGGUUACUUCACAGAGAGGCCAGGAAAGAAAGAGCACUGCGUAUAAUGGCAAAUGAGCAUCAAAAGUUAUUGCAACAUUUAGAAACAGUUGAAAAUAAAGCUAGCGAAAUUCUCACUGAUCGUGAGGAAAUAAUCGCUCUAGAUAAGAGAAGAAACUAUAAUCGUGUUGGAAUGAGAACACUUCAAAAACAGGGGCAUCAAAAAAUAUGGAUAACAGUGGGACCGUUGCUCUUAAAGAUGCCAUCUAAAGCAGCUGAAGAACUGCUUGAAAAAGAUCAGAGAGAAUGUGAUACUGCCAUUAAUAAGCUAAGGAGCGACUUAAGGAUAAAAGUAAAUGAAUUACGUGAUUUAGAGUUGACUCCACCAGUACCUGGAUUAAUGUUAAAACCUAUGUCUCACAAAGAGAUGGGUGCAAUCGGACAAAUUUUAGGUCGAACUGUCUAAUAUUUAAUAAAAUUUCUUUAUUCAGAAGUAUAAGUAGAAUGAGAAUAAAUACAUGAACUUAAAAUAUUUAAAUAUUUAAGUUUAAUUACUUAGUUAAGUUUAAUUCUAAACUUUUGAAUAUAGUGCAAAAUAAUUACCAUUAUAUGUAAAAAAAUUAUUAUUUUAUUUAUUAUCCUAUAUAAAUUUAUUUUCAAACUAAUAAGUUAUUUGUCAUUUCAGAAAAUGAGUAAAAUAAUUUGGUUUUUUU
Messenger RNA from Temnothorax curvispinosus, 2521 nucleotides. RefSeq names its product G patch domain and ankyrin repeat-containing protein 1 homolog. Bases 733 to 2274 code for a protein of 513 amino acids. Gene Ontology annotation, molecular function: nucleic acid binding; protein binding. The transcript has 3 exons. The record is from RefSeq and is a predicted model, not a curated record. NCBI's taxonomy places the organism in Eukaryota, Metazoa, Arthropoda, Insecta, Hymenoptera, Formicidae.